AUGUCACAGCAUCAGUCUAUUAGGACUGCAGCUUUACAGAGAAAACUCAUGGAAAAUGUAGAGUGGAGCAAUCAAACGUUCAUCACAGAAUUCAUCCUAUUGGGAUUCGGGAAUCUCCCAGAACUGCAGACCCCUCUCUCACUGCUGUUCCUAGUGAUCUAUAUUGUAACCAUGGCUGGGAACAUCCUCACUCUUGCGCUAGUUGUGACUGAUCAGCACCUUCACACACCCAUGUACUUCUUCCUGGGAAACUUGUCCUGCUUGGAGACCUGUUAUGCCUCCACCAUCCUGCCCAGGAUGCUGGCCAGUCUUCUGACUGGGAACAGGACCAUUUCAUAUAGCGGCUGCAUCACACAACUGUACUUCUUUGUAUUCAUGGUGACUGCCGAAUGUUUCCUCCUAUUAGUCAUGUCUUAUGACCGCUACUUAGCAAUAUGCAAUCCCUUGCAUUAUGCAGCACUUAUGAGAAGUUGGGUUCGCAUACAGCUAGUGUUAACAUUCUGUGGCCCCAACAAAAUUGACCAUUUCUUUUGUGAUUUUGCCCCAAUGCUCAAACUCUCCUGCAGUGACACCAGCCUGAUUGAACUGGUAGAUCUAUUACUGUGUUUUGCAAUUAUACUUCCUACAUUCCUGUUAACCCUGAUAUCCUAUGUUUGUAUCAUCACCACCAUCCUGAGAAUCCCCUCCACCACCGGGAGGCAAAAGGCCUUUUCUACCUGCUCCUCCCACCUCAUCGUAGUUGCUACUUUCUAUGGAUCACUCAUCAUUAUUUACAUGAUACCAACUGCUGGCACUGCAGGAGACCUACACAAAGUGUUCUCUGUCUUCUAUACUGUCCUGACACCCUUGGUCAAUCCUCUCAUCUACAGCCUGAGAAACAAGGAGGUCAAAGAGGCAUUGAAGAAAGCUGGAGGCAAACUGGCUGCUUUCAUAAGGAGGUGA
Emys orbicularis (European pond turtle) is the source of this 942-nucleotide messenger RNA. Its product is annotated as olfactory receptor 5V1-like. Gene Ontology annotation, biological process: G protein-coupled receptor signaling pathway. Gene Ontology annotation, molecular function: olfactory receptor activity; G protein-coupled receptor activity; odorant binding. NCBI's taxonomy places the organism in Eukaryota, Metazoa, Chordata, Testudines, Emydidae. The record is from RefSeq and is a predicted model, not a curated record. The transcript is spliced from 3 exons. Bases 1 to 942 code for a protein of 313 amino acids. Gene Ontology annotation, cellular component: membrane.